This is a messenger RNA of Durotheca rogersii, 2102 nucleotides long. Its product is annotated as MFS general substrate transporter. The transcript has a single exon. The coding region runs from base 226 to 1647 and encodes 473 amino acids. NCBI's taxonomy places the organism in Eukaryota, Fungi, Ascomycota, Sordariomycetes, Xylariales, Xylariaceae. The record is from RefSeq and is a predicted model, not a curated record.
AUAAUCUAUAAGAUGCCAUCUAGCUUACGGUAACACCAUACAUAUCCAAGAACAUAUCUAGAGCAAUUGUCAUUGCCAUUGUCCCCAGAAUAUUCGCAAGCAAUAUAUGGACAUAUUUAUCAUUGUUGCCUGACGAAAAGUGCCCGGUCGCCCCCUUAGCGAGGGACAUCUAUUUCUCUAGAUCACUGACUACGUUCUACCCGUAAUUCUCCAUCGUUCUCUACAAUGUCCGGAGCCGAAAAGACUAUCACGAAAGAGGAGCUUGACGAAGCGGCCGGUGCCUCUAUUGUUAUUUCCGGCACGGCUAGCCCUCCUCUUGUCGAGCCCAACCGCAUUCCCUUUUUCCGAAGCACACUCUUCCAGAUUCUCGUGGUUGGCCUCUGUGCUUUCUCGGCGCCUGGGAUAUGGAGUGCGAUGAAUGGCCUGGGCGUGGGCGGAUCGCAGAGCCCCGAGCUCGUGAACGCCGCCAACGCUCUGCUAUAUGCCUUCAUGACGGUGACCUGUUUUGCCGGGCCGUGGCUGACGAACGUGGUCGGGUUUCGCGCGACCCUGUCCCUCGGCACGCUUGGCUACCCGCUGUACGCGGCCGGCCUUUACGUCAAUAACCGCUUCGGCUCUACGUGGUUAGUGUAUGUCGGCUCCGUUACCUGUGGCAUUAGCGCCGGCUUCUUCUGGAGCGUCGAGGGCGCCAUCGCGACAGGAUACCCCGAGCAGCAUAAGCGAGGCCGCUACAUAGCCACCUGGUUCACCUUCCGUAACUUCGGGAACAUCAUCGGGGGCGCCAUCUCCCUCGCUCUCAACCACAGCGUGAAUCGCCGUGGUCAAGUGGGAUACCAAACGUAUCUCGGAUUCAUCGCUAUUCAAUGUCUCGGGUGUCUAUUCGCUCUUCUUCUCUCCAACCCCGAGAAGGUUCAGCGGGACGACGGAACUCGCAUCGCAGCGCCGAGGGGCAUUGACUGGCGUACCGAGUUACGCGAGAUGUGGCGCCUGGGGAAGAGCAAGUCCAUCUUGCUGUUGACACCCCUUUUCUGGUACUACGGUUGGUCUCAAGCGUACCCGGGGACCUACCUAGCUACUUAUUUCACCGUGCGGUCGAGGGCGCUCGGCAGCUUUCUGUCUGCCGUCGUUGGCACUCUUGCCACCUGGCUAACCGGCAGCCUAGUUGAUCUGGAGUGGACUAAAAGUAGGACCACUCGCGCCGUUUUCACCUACAUCCUUAUCACGAUGCUCAACAGUGCCACCUGGAUAUGGGCGGUCAUUAUCCAGAACGAAUAUCGCUUUACACGGCCGGUCCUAGACUGGGGGGACCAAACUGCAUUUGGUCGCGGUUUUGGGAUAUAUCUGUUCGAUCGAAUCAGCCACGGGAUGGUCGAGAAUUAUAUCUACUGGUGCAUUGGUAACCUAUCCGACUCGCCGGGGGAUCAGAUUAGAUACAGCUCUUUAUUGAGAGGUAUCGAGACCGCCGGGGUUGCCCUGGGAUUUGGAAUCCAGGCGAUCCCAACAGCCCUUAUUGCGACUGCGGCCAUAAAUUUCGCCCUCUGGUUCAUUGCCCUCCCGUUCAGCUAUUACGCCACACUCAAGGUUCUCAGGAAGUUUAAGCAACUCGGGGAGAGUAGUCGCGGAAAUGGCGGAGCCCAGUCAGCUUGAUGUCAAACCGAACAUACGCUACGGAACGUAGUCUUCGACGAUAACCCAGCAUUCUGGUUGGGGUACUAUAGGGGUAGAGGGAGGUUGGAAGUUUCUGUUUUCAGGUAUCUAGUACGUAGAUAGAUGUGUACUUGUUUGUCAAUCUUACAAGAUACGAACGAUAAUCAUGUUGAAGUUUUUGUGUAGUAGGUUGGGUAUGUUGCCUAAGAAGCUCUAUCUAGCCGCUGUUGUUCGUAUUUAAUCGAGGGGCUUCUAUAAGCUAGGUAGGUUUACACCCAUAGUUAUCAGAUAGCGCCCUAGUUGAGAAUAGAAAUCCCCGAUUUUGCCUUCAGAUGUUGUCAACCUCGACGGUUGACCUAACACACUCAUGGGACCACCACGGUUCCCCCCCCCCCACGUUUGCAGCAUGGAACUAAGGGGGGUUUUUUUUUCAACCACUCCUUCUUUCCAUCCCA